AUGGCUGAUCUUAUGAACAUAAUAGCUCGUUUACGCGAGGCAACAUCAACUGCAAGAAAAGAAUGCGAUAUUCAGAUAAAUAAGACUGUUAACGACAUGACCAGGGACCUGAAGGAUAAAAUAAUAAAACACAGAGAUUUUCAAAUUAAAUUAAUAGAAGAGUCAUCCAAUAAGUCAAAGAAGGAACUUGAAGAAAUGAAGAAGGAAAAUUAUGAGGCCAAGAUUAAUUUUAUAGCCAACAAAUACAAGAAAAACAGAGUUAAACAAAGUAAGAAUUUUAGAAAUUAUUUUAAAUUAGACCGGGUUAACAAAAAGGAGCUGGAACACCUUGAAAAACAGCUAAAGAAAAAACUUAUAGAGGUGGCAAUUAAAAUUGAUAUGAUAAUUCAGAAAAUGAAAAGCUGUAGAGCAAUAAUGCAAAAGCCUGAUGAAACUCUAAUAAAAAUUAAUAAAAUGCUAAGUGAAAUAGAUAACACAUAA
This is a messenger RNA of Theileria annulata, 480 nucleotides long. RefSeq lists its product as uncharacterized. The record is from RefSeq and is a predicted model, not a curated record. Lineage: Eukaryota; Apicomplexa; Aconoidasida; Piroplasmida; Theileriidae. The transcript is spliced from 4 exons. The coding region runs from base 1 to 480 and encodes 159 amino acids.